Molecule: messenger RNA, 735 nt
Organism: Arabidopsis thaliana (thale cress)
Lineage: Eukaryota; Viridiplantae; Streptophyta; Magnoliopsida; Brassicales; Brassicaceae
Product: C2H2 and C2HC zinc fingers superfamily protein
Exons: 1
Coding region: 1-735 (244 amino acids)
Biological process (GO): regulation of DNA-templated transcription
Molecular function (GO): DNA-binding transcription factor activity
Source: RefSeq, marked reviewed
AUGGAGAACCAAUCUAUGUCUUCAUCAAGCUCCUCCACACACAAACAUGAUCAAAAACUCAAAAGUUCCGUUGUGGCCAUGGAGGUCCUGGAGGAGAAGGAGACAGUGAACAAUCCGCCCCAGUAUUAUAAUAAGAUCUACAUCUGUUACUUGUGCAAGAGAGCGUUCCCAACCCCUCAUGCCCUUGGCGGUCACGGAACCACCCACAAGGAGGACCGAGAAUUGGAGAGGCAACAGAUCGAGUCAAGGCUUUCUAACAAAGACAAGUCUAACUUGCUCUUUGGUGGGUCUUCACAAGAUGUUUUAUCAAAUGAUAAUCACCUUGGACUCUCUCUUGGUCCAUUGAAGUCCAUAGAAGGUAGCAGCAGCAGCAACAACGUUAACCCAUUGCUUAAUGUUGGAGUCCCUAGAGGAACCACAGAUAUGAACAUGAACAACUAUAGCUCACAUGCUUUAUCAACUGAUGAUAUUAAUCUUGAUCUUACUCUUGGUCCAUCUAAGUCCAUAGGAGAUAGCAACAAUAUCAUUAAUAACAACACUAACUCAUCCUUCGAUGGGAAUCUGAUCAUUCCCGUUCGUCCUCGUGUGUCUAGAUACCAUUUUGUUGCUGGGAACCCCCUUGAUUCAAUCUCUAGAAACAUUCCUCCUUCUAUUACUUUUCCUCAUCUAAACAUCAAUCUUUCUCAUGAUUCGUUUUCUUUACAAGAGAAUGGUUCGGGCUCUAGUCACUCAUAA